Hansenula ciferrii is the source of this 1410-nucleotide messenger RNA. Its product is annotated as putative monooxygenase. The transcript has a single exon. Lineage: Eukaryota; Fungi; Ascomycota; Saccharomycetes; Phaffomycetales; Wickerhamomycetaceae. The coding region runs from base 1 to 1410 and encodes 469 amino acids. Gene Ontology annotation, molecular function: monooxygenase activity; oxidoreductase activity, acting on paired donors, with incorporation or reduction of molecular oxygen. The record is from RefSeq and is a predicted model, not a curated record.
AUGACAAUUUCAAAAUCUUUAAUAAUUAAUGUUUUCACAGGUGGUUCACCAGGAUUAUGGACAGAUCCAAAUGAUACAUCAAGAGAAUUCACAAGAAGUUUAGAUCCAUGGAUCAAAUUAGCUAAGAUAGCUGAAAGAGGGAAGCUCCAUGCUUUAUUCAUUGCUGAUCAUUUAAGUUUUUUUGAUACUUAUAAAGGACCAGGAAAUUAUGGAUUACCUGCAAAAGUUGGUAAAUUUGCUCCAAGAGUUGAUCCUGCAAUCCCUAUUACUGCAAUGGCUCAAGCCACGGAAGGAUUAGGUUUUGGUAUAACUUUCAGUACAGUUGUCGAACAUCCAUAUCAUUUCGCUAGAAGGUUAGCUUCAUUGGAUUUAUUAACAAAUGGUCGAAUUGGUUGGAAUAUUGUUUCAAGUUAUUUAGAUAGUUUGGGACCAAAUUUACUGAAUGGUGAACCUUUACCACAACAUGAUGAAAGAUAUGUUAAGACUGGAGAAUAUGUUGAUGUUGUCCUGAAAUUGUUGUUAUCCUCUUGGAGAGAUGAUGCUGUUAAAUAUGAUAAAGAGAAUGGUAUUUUUGCUGAUCCCGAGUUACUUAGAAAGAUCAAUCAUAAAGGUAAAUAUUUUAGUGUUGAAGGUCCUGGUAUUACUGAACCAACUCCUCAAAGAUUUCCUUUGAUUAUUCAAGCUGGUACUUCAACUAAAGGGAAACAAUUAGCUGCUAAGUAUGCUGAAUUGGUAUUUGUUGAUGGUAGACAUGGUGAAGCACUUAAAGCUGAUAUUAAAGACAUUAGAGCAUUAGCAGAAUCAUAUGGUAGAGAUCCAAAAUCUAUUAAAUUUGUUGCAGGAGUAUUUCCAGUUGUUGGUAAAACUCAUGAAGAAGCAUUGGCAAAAGUUGAAAGAGCUAAGAAAUUUGGUAUACCAGGAUAUGGUGAAGUUGGAUUAAGUGCAGUCUCAGGGAUUGAUGUUAGUAAAUUUGAAGAUGAUGAAGAAGUUGAUGUUGCUAAAUUAUCAAAUGGAUUAACUACAUUAACAAAGAAUAUUAGUAAGAAAUUGAAAAAAAAUAAACCAACAAAGAGAGAAUUAUUAGAUAUUUAUACAUUAGGUAAUAGUAAAAUCAUUGGAGAUCCAUUAGAAAUUGCAGAUGAAUUAGAAAGAUGGGUUGAAGAAUAUGAUGUUGAUGGAUUUAAUUUUUGGCCAACUUCAUUCCCUAAUGAUUUAGAAGCUAUUGUUGACUUGUUAAUACCAGAAUUACAAGCUAGAGGAAUUUUCCAUAAAGAUUAUGCUUCAACUACAUUAAGAGAAAAUGUUAAUAAUGAAAAGGGUAAAACAUUUUUAGGUGAAGACCAUCCUGCUUAUAAAUUUAGAUGGCAAGCUGAUAAAUCAAAAGAAGAGUUUGAAGCUAGUAUAAUUUGA